ACGUAUAUUUUGUUGAUAUACUUAUGAUUACAUUUGUUUGGCUAAAUGUUAUGAUAACCGUAUACAUUCAAUGUCAAGAAGAUAUAACCGGUGAUUAACUUACCAGUAUAACAAUCCGCGCACUGGAAACGUGCAUCACGAGUUUGGCCUGCUGUUGAGAAGCCAUGUUAUAUUGAAAACCCGUACACAUAAGCAAAGCGAAACGCACCUAACGUUGGCAUUAUCCUUACCACAUUUCAGGAUUUGUGAACAAAAACGAAAGCUCACCAUCGGGUCUUUACGCGAAGACUUAUAUUCACCGUGUUCUCUAAAGAGGUGUCACCAAGUGCUUUUACAGAUACCCAGACUGAAACCCCGAAUGUGCGGUACAUAUGAACAGCAACGUGAAUAAGAGAGCGCCGACUACAGCCACCCAGAGACUAAAACAGGACUACCUCAGGAUUAAGAAAGACCCUGUGCCUUACAUCUGUGCAGAACCUCUACCGUCUAACAUCCUCGAAUGGCACUAUGUUGUUCGAGGUCCUGAGAAAACUCCAUAUGAAGGUGGAUAUUAUCACGGCAAACUAAUAUUUCCUCGGGAAUUCCCCUUUAAGCCACCCAGCAUCUACAUGAUCACCCCCAAUGGCAGAUUCAAGUGUAACACCAGGUUAUGUCUCUCCAUCACUGAUUUCCACCCCGACACGUGGAACCCAGCAUGGUCUGUCUCCACUAUCCUGACUGGUCUGCUCAGCUUCAUGGUAGAGAAAGGCCCGACCCUGGGCAGCAUCGAGACCUCUGACUACACUAAACGUCAACUGUCAGUGCAGAGCUUGGCAUUCAACCUGAAGGACAAGGUCUUCUGUGAGCUGUUUCCCGAUGCUGUUGAUGAGAUCAAACAGAAGCAGAAGGCCCAGGAGGAAUUGAGUGCCCGGCCCCAGCCCCUCCCCCUACCCGACGUGGUCCCUGACGGCGAUCCACACCAUGGCAACUACGGAAUUCCCGCACUCAACGGAGGCCAUGCCCCUAUAGGCCUCGGCAACCCCGCCCCCGGCCUCCAGCAGGCCAAUCGGAACCACGGACUGCUGGGCGGGGCCUUGGCCAAUUUGUUUGUUAUUGUGGGAUUCGCAGCAUUUGCCUAUACUGUGAAGUAUGUGCUGCGGAGCAUAGCCCAGGAGUGAGGAGGAGGAGGAGGAGGAGGAGAACAACGAAAAGGGGACAAUGGCACCACAGGCCAGAUGGAGGACAAUUAAACCAUUAAAAUACACUAUAAAAGGGGAGAGGUCCCAAUCCUGCACCCCUUUUGGACUUUGGACGAUAGAAAUUCAGAGCCACCCGCCUGUUGGAUGGAGGAGGGGAGAUGUGGGAGGAGGUGGGGUUUUGGGGGGGGAAUGAAUGGGCCGGGUUGCUGUGGAAACGGUUCGGUGGUAAAGGCCAGGUGUAUACCAGGAAGUGCUUGGCUCAUGGGUUGUAUAGGAAAGCAUAGAAAUGGAAGACGGUAGAUUGGUCGUUCUCUGUGAAAAAGCAAUGUUUAAUUUUACAGCAGUGUGGUUUUUGGCGGAAAUGUUUACCGCCGGCUUGCAAAAUGUCAAGUAAUUUUCUUGUUUGAAUACGCUGUGUUGAUGUUUUUUGAGUGCUAGAUACAUUUCUGUCAUGCAGCCAUGUUGUUAGAUUCAUGUAAAAAAAAUCUGUUUUGGAUUCCAUUGUCUUUAUGCACCUAGUGCAGGUAUUCUGACCUGUUUCCCCUGAGACGGGUAAGGCAAAUUCCUCCCCCCUUCUGUCCUUGUGCAUCACAGUCAAUUGACCAAGUAAAAUUGUUUUGUCAUGCAGUGUCUAUUAAAUUCUGGCUAAUAGUUAGGUGAAACCCAAUAGCACAAUAACCUGUUCCAUCAAGACUAAACCCCCCUCAUUUUCCUGGAAUGAUUCCUAAGUACUUCCUUAGAAAAUAUGAGGGGUAGUUAUGUGUACUCAAAUUCCUAUUCCUAGUGAGGACCGGUCUCAGUUUUGCAUUCCUCAUUUUGUUCAUUGUUAGACUUUAGGUUGUAGGGUUAUGUUUAGGAGUUGGAGUUAGGCUUAAAGUUAGAUAAUUGCGGUGAGGGUUGGGUUAAGCUUACUGUUAGGGGUUAUGUCGUUUUCUGGAAUAGGACAAAUCUUCCGCUCCUCACUUUGAUAGCAGUUUGUGUGUGCAUUAUGCGCAUCAUCCCCCAAAUAUGUCCCAAGUAGUGCCCUACUUAAAGGAAACCUAAAGCUCUGUUCAGAAGUAGUGUGCAAUUUGGGACAAAGUGUCUUGUUACUUUCCUCUUAUCUGAGCUUUGUCUUCCUCAGAAUUUUAUAAUCAGUUGAUUGUAUGUUCUUCACACCCAGACAUACCUGAGCCUGCUGUUUAGAAUGUUUCUGUUUUGUGGCUCAGGUCUAUAAGGCUUCCUUCAGAGAGUAACUCUACCUGUUCAGGGGUAAAGUUACUAAAUUAAUUUGAAGAGUUGGGAUUGUUCCGUCACGGAAACCAUCGCAGGAGAACGUACGCCACAGAGAACACGGCCUCCUUCUGAAAUGGCAGGUUUUUCCUCACAGUGGUCUAGUUUUGUAUUGCAAUUAUCUGGAAAUUAAGAUGCCGUUUCAGACCGCGACACGAGUUGCCUCGUUCCUCUGGUAGUUUUGUCAGUCAAUCAACCCAUGAGCCAAGUAGUCCGGCGCCGCCAGUCUUCCUAACGCUUGUUGAGGGAUUAAAAGACCAAUAUGUGUUAAACCUCCAAUCCACCCAUCUGACCAGUAUAGCAACCACACAACGUUCUGUGUAGGUUAAGAAGCAGGCACGCACCUGGACACAGUAACGAGACCACAGGUAUAUUAACCAAACGGGACAACCACACCUGGAGAAGUAAACCUAGUUCGCGUCUGUGUAAAUAUCAUUUCUCCCACGUUAAUUUGUCUUUUUCUUUAGUAUAUAUUUUUUGCUGUCUUUUAUUAAUAAUUGUAGCCUUGGGUGGGAGCCUUGUGGAGCAGAAGGCAGCUCUCUUGUCCCCUUCUGGAUCUAAAAGGGCACCCGCUUCCAUAUGUAGGUCUCAAAGACUUUGGUUAAUGGAGUCCUGGACACAAAGGAGUACACUUAGUACCGCGGCUGCCUAGCCUGGGUUCCAGAGAUCCACCGUCCUGUGGAUUUGUCAGUUGUUACCUACCUGAUUUAGCGUUCCAUACAGCUAUUAGAAACGGUUGUGCUAGAUUGGGUUUGUAAGGAGAACCUCCAGGACAGGCGCUCUCCAGGACCCGGUUUGGGCAGUCCUGAAGUAUAGGAAUACGGGGCCAUUUAUGGAGCUCCUCUCUUGCCUAAAUGGGGCAGGGGGGGACAGUGGGGCUGGUUGAUGUGACAACACAUCGCAUCACUCACUGGCUAGCUGUCUUGCAUUGCAUUUAGCACAGACUGUUCUACUGUGAAGUCUACUACUUGUUACGUCAGAAAGCAGAAAAACCACAGUCAGGAACCAGGGGACGUUCACAGAGCUCUUUCAGUCUCUGGUUUCUCUGGAACUUAAAAGACUUGGAAUGUGUCUGGAGAUUCACGGCAUAACACCCAGAUUCCUUGCUUAGUUAUCUUGUGUGUGGAAUUGUAUGUUUUCAUAGUUCAUGUGAAUAAACGUACCCUGCGUCGCAGGACAUUUUAGAAACAAA
Esox lucius (northern pike) is the source of this 3642-nucleotide messenger RNA. It is a transcript of the gene ube2j2, whose product is annotated as ubiquitin-conjugating enzyme E2, J2 (UBC6 homolog, yeast). The record is from RefSeq and is a predicted model, not a curated record. Bases 372 to 1157 code for a protein of 261 amino acids. The transcript has 8 exons. NCBI's taxonomy places the organism in Eukaryota, Metazoa, Chordata, Actinopteri, Esociformes, Esocidae.